Molecule: messenger RNA, 1908 nt
Organism: Trichophyton rubrum CBS 118892
Lineage: Eukaryota; Fungi; Ascomycota; Eurotiomycetes; Onygenales; Arthrodermataceae
Exons: 1
Coding region: 1-1908 (635 amino acids)
Source: RefSeq, a predicted model, not a curated record
AUGGUUUCUAGUUUUGUUGCAACCACCUUGGCUGUUGGUCACAAUGCGGUCAAGUCUAUACUCUUCCGAAUCGCAGGUCUCUGUCUGCAAGUCGGCAUGUUCAAGUUCUUUGCUCUCAUCGCAUCAGUCACAAAUGCUUUCACAGCGUAUCUGAUGUUUACGGAAGACUAUAUUCAGAGAACACUCUUUGUAUUCUCUCGAGGAUUUACGCAUCAAGCUGUCAUCGUUUUCUCCUUUACUAUCCUCUUACUCACCUCUGGGCUGUACGACACCUUACUCUGGGGUCUUGAUUCCCCUGGCUACGUCUCACUCAAACGAAAUGUUACUGCUUCCUCCCUUAAGGACCAAUUGCUUAGGAGGCCGGGGUAUGUGGUGUUCUCCUCCACAAGACCAGAAGAUUUCGAUACACUUGACCGUCAUUUCGCAGAUGGCAUGAACGGAAAUUUGUUUCAGUCACAUCUUAAUUUCUCAUUGACCGGCAACGUCGACCUGGGUAAACCUGAGCCCGUACCUCCAACCCAAAAGUUCAAUCUACAGAAGAACAUCGGACCACGAAUAUGGCUGGACAGCGAAGGGUUUUCAGUUUCACCCGAUACAUACGUCACUACCAGCUCGAUAUCCAAUCUUGAGAGAAAGGAAUAUUAUAUUUGUCCUUGGAUUACAGUAACGGAGGGUGAAUCUGCCUCGUGGGAAUGCUCCUUUGACAAUAUCCAUGCAGGUCAGUUUGUCAGAACUCCGCUUGGCCAACCCGAAAUCCACUGGGAUGAUAUUACAGACCAGAGUUACCUAUCUGAAUAUAUGCGGCCGAAUCGAGAGGAUAACCCUUGGUCCUUCUUGGGUUCAGGAGGUGACACCGCCAUGAUGAAGCAAAUGUUUACCGUCACCAAGGGUCGGAGAAGACAUACCUUCCUAGAAAACGUGAUGAAAGUAUCGGCGGUGUACGAUCACAACCAGCCUUUUCCGAGAGACUCGGUACAUGAUCUGGUCAAGCGGACCUGGUCUCUAGAUCCGAGUCAAUGGGAUGAUCCGUAUAUCACCAAAAUUACUGAGAAGAUCCGACACGGCGUGUCGAACAACACUAGCUUCCAAUUUGGCUCUGUUCAAAAGUCCGGGAAUAACACCGUCCUUCAGUUCCACUACGAAUAUUUGAACCUAGUCGCAACGGAAAGCGUAGUUGUAUUUUCACUAUUCCGUAUAUCUCUAAUCAAUAUCACCAUCAUUCGCUCGGAGACACUCCCUGAACCCGUGAAACCUCUGGAGGCUUGUGACCAUUACUACCAUAACCGAGCAACAGGUGGGAAGGUAUAUGGCACCUCAUGCUAUGAACAAGGGAGUUCAAACAAGACCGGAGCUCGAUUCUUUGGUCAAAUCGAUAGCUCCUCUGUUCUCGUUAUUGGCGGAACCCUUGGAGACGGCAGCACCAACGUUAGUUCUGUGGCACUCAAUCAAAAGGGCUUUCAAUGGGUCGCAAACAAUACGGAGAAGCUAGACAACCUUGUGCUGUCAAGAGGCUACAUAAUGGCCAUUGACCCAGGCCUGGUCACGCUGGAGACGAGCAAGGUACAGGCAGCUAUGUCACCCCUUCAAGUCUUACUCGUUAUCCUGCCUAUAAUCUUCUGUGCUGCUAUUUGGGCCUGGCUAUGGCUUCAAGUAGACCCUCAUUACUCCAAUUCGCUUCUUGCCAAUCUUUAUGCGACAACGAAUGUCGGGGACACGAAUACUAGCGCUGAUCCAGGGUAUAUACACACGAUGCCUGACAUCGGUUUGGUCAAGAAGGAUGGAAAGGUUGAGAUGGCCACUUCGACGGGAGUUUUUAUACAUAACCAUUCGGAAACUGUAGGGGACGUGGGUAUAGAGCAUCAGCAGACAGAUCCCCGGGGACACUAUACCCCUAUCCAGAAUCCAUGA